Pseudozyma flocculosa PF-1 is the source of this 1923-nucleotide messenger RNA. RefSeq lists its product as uncharacterized. The coding region runs from base 1 to 1923 and encodes 640 amino acids. The record is from RefSeq and is a predicted model, not a curated record. NCBI's taxonomy places the organism in Eukaryota, Fungi, Basidiomycota, Ustilaginomycetes, Ustilaginales, Ustilaginaceae. Gene Ontology annotation, molecular function: dipeptidyl-peptidase activity. The transcript has 2 exons.
AUGCCUGGCGAACGCCUCCUUCCCUUCCGCGCCGCCCAGCUGCCCACUCCCGUCAAGCCGGGCGAAAACGCCAUCAAGACCACCAAGCGCAUCCACGGCCUCAUCUUUGAUCAGAAUGUCGACAUCCCCAUCCCGCGAAUCGACGGCACAGACUGCUGCAGGUGCAACGUCUACCGCCCAGAGGAUACCGACAAGGGCAAGAGGUACCCCGUCAUCAUGACCCACGGACCCUACGGUAAAGACAUCCCCUACAGCGAAUUCUACCCGCAGUCGUUCGAGGAGCUGCCAGAAAGCCAAAAGUCGUCGCUCUCGGCGUGGGAGACUCCCGAGCCCACCUACUGGACAAAGCAGGGCUACGUCGUCGUCCGCGUAGACGAGCAGGGCACCGGAGAGUCGCCCGGAUUCCUCGACACCAUGUCCGACCAGACCGCCAACAACUUCUUCCACUGCAUCGAGUGGGCCGCCUCUCAGAGCUGGUCCUCGGGCAAGGUCGGUCUGCUCGGCAUCAGCUACUUUGCCGGCAGUCAGUGGCGAGCCGCCGCCAGGAAGCCCAAGGGACUCGCCUGCAUCGUGCCCUGGGAGGGCAUGUCUGACUUCUACCGCGACCGCGCUAGGCACGGCGGCAUCCUCUCCAACGGCUUCAUCGCCCUGUGGCAGAACUAUCAGGUCAACACCCACCAGUACGGAAGGCCGCCCGCACCCAAGCCCGGAAAGACGUGGGGCCCCGGCCAGAACGCCCGGCCCGGAAACGUCGAGGGCAGCCUCUCCCCCGAGCAGCUCAAGGCCAACCGAACCGACCAGACCAGCGACAAUGCCGUCAACUUCUACAUGGACGACGACUACUACUCGUCGCGCGACUACAGCCUCUCGGACAUCGACGUGCCGCUGCUCAGCGUCGGAAACUGGGGCGGCAUCACCCUCCACCUCCGCGGCAACGUCAUGGGCUACCUGGGCGCAUCCUCCCGCAACAAGUGGCUCUGGUUCAUCACCGGCCGCCACGACCUCCCCUUCUACCUGCCCGAGCGUGUCGAGCUGCAGAAGUCCUUCCUUGACGCCUUCCUCCACGACAACGACACGCGCGGCUGGCUCAAGGGGCCGAAUGCCGAGGGUGGCGUGCCCGCAGUCAACCUCGCCCUGCGCAAGGGUGCGCCCAAGUUCAACACCAUCGAAGGCGACCGCAGCUUCCCCGAGCGAGCAGAGACCCAGUGGCCCCUUCCGCAGACGCGCUACACGCCGUACUACCUGUCGCGUGACGGCAGCCUCCGCGCCUCGUCCGACGAGGUCGAGGCGGGCCAGGUCAGCUACCGGUCGCUCGAGAGCGACGGACUCACGUUCAACGUCAAGUUUGACAAGGAGACCGAGAUCACGGGCCACCCAACCCUCCGCCUCGUGACCAGCAUCGCUGCCGCAGACGGCGCCGCGACGGUGCCGAAGGACCUCGACGUCUUCCUCACGCUCCGCCACCUUGAUGCUGAGGGCAAGGAGAUCUUCUACACGGGCACGGCGGGUGACCCGUGCCCGGUGACCAAGGGCUGGCUGCGCGCCUCGGUCCGCAAGGUUGACGCAUCCAAGUCGAACGGGUACUACCAUCAUCGCGAAUACCUGCGCAACGAGGCGGCGCCGAUCGAAGCCGACAAGCUCCACGCCAUCGAUAUCGAGAUCUGGCCCACGAACGUCGUCGUUGCCGCCGGAAACACACUGCAGCUCGAAGUCGGACCCAAGGACCAGCAGGGCCACAGCGUCUUCCCGCACAAUGGCGAGACAGACAGGACGAAGGAGAAGCUCGAAGGACAGAAUGUGCUGCACCUCGGACCAGUCAGCAGGGCGCAAGUGGAGUGCUCCGGUAUCAAUGACAAGGCGGAGGGUCUCAAAGACCAAGGUCAAGAACUCAGGAGCGCCCUGGUCUUGCCCAUCAUUGCCUGA